Molecule: messenger RNA, 2894 nt
Organism: Ceratotherium simum simum (southern white rhinoceros)
Lineage: Eukaryota; Metazoa; Chordata; Mammalia; Perissodactyla; Rhinocerotidae
Source: RefSeq, a predicted model, not a curated record
AUCGGGGUGCAUGCUGCUUCCUGUGCCGCUAAGGACAGGCACAUCUCCUGCCCUGCUGUCCCCCGGCGCUGCCCUGGACGGUGGCCUCUGCGCGGCGCCCCCUGCCCUCGCCGCUCCCGCCGCCGCCGCUCCGGAGGCAGAGGCAGUCCGCGCUCAUGCCCUCGCCGGCGGCCCUCCGGGGGAACGGCUCCAACAGACGCCGCCGAGCUCCUCUCGGCGCCCCCUCAGCGCCGCCACCCGGCGCCCGGCCCGCAGCUGCCCGGCGGGCGCGCCCAGAUAUAUUUUUGCCAUCAUGGAUCAGUUUGGAGAUAUAUCAGAAGGUGAAGUGGACCAUUCUUUCUUUGACAGUGACUUUGAAGAAGCAAAGAAAUGUGAAAGUAACUCAGUUUUUGACAAGCAAGGUGAUGACCCUAAAGAGAGAAUAGAUGAAGAUACAGAAAACUUAAAAUUUGGAAUACAAAGAAAUUAUCUUACUGAGAAAGGAAAUGAAAGAAAAGAGAAAAUUCCUUCAGAAGAACACCCUGUAGAAAAUGAUAGUAUACAAACUGGAAAUUCCUUAUCAUUGACCACUUCUUCAAGAUCAAAAAAAUUAUGUGAUGCUACAACAGGACGUAAAAUACCCUUGCCCAUUCCAAAUAGAAUUCCCAGAAUUGUGAAAGAAGGUGAAGAUGAUUACUAUACAGAUGGAGAGGAGAGCAGUGAUGAUGGGAGAAAACAUCAUGUCAGGUCCAAGUCAGCUAAAGCAUCUAAUAACUUUAAAAAAGGCCUAAGUAAAAAGUAUUCCAAAAGUAGUUCCCCUUCCUCCUCUUCCUCUUUGUCAUCCUCAUCCUCGAGUUCAGAGAUAGAUUGUUCAGAUGCAGGGUCUGAUAUCUGUACAUCUGAUUCAUCUCCGUCAUUAAAGAAGCGUCUAUCUGGUGUAACCCACUUGUCACCAAAACAGAAGUAUAAACCAGGAAUAAAAUCAACAGGGACACAGCCUUCCAGUAAUAAACCAAAAGUCAGUGACUACACUGAGGAGUCUGAAGAUACUGUCACAGACGUAACUCCUCUCUCAACUCCAGACAUCAGCCCCGUUCAGUCUUUUGAACUGGGUGCGUCCAAUGAUCAAACAGUAAAAGUUAAAAGGCAAGAAAACGUGAGUCAAGAAGUGUAUGGAAAUGUUGAGGACUUAAAAAAUAAUUCAAAAUCUUUGAAAUCAGCCAAAAAAGGGAAAGAAAAACAUGAGCCCAAUCUCACCUCAAAGUCUUCAGUGUUAGAGUCUGAUUUAGACCACAGAUAUAAACAAAAAGUCUUACAUGACACAAUGGACCUGAAUCAUCUUUUGAAAGCUUUUCUGCAGUUAGAGAAAAAAGGACCACAAAAACAGCACUUUGAUCAGCCUUCAGUAGCACCUAGGAAGAACUACUCGUUCACAAGAGAGGAGGUGAGACAGAUUGAUCGGGAGAAUCAAAGGCUUUUGAAAGAACUCUCAAGGCAGGCAGAAAAACCAGGAAGCAAAAGUAUGAUUCCUAGAAGAUCGAUUGGUCAUCCCCCUAAGUUAUAUCAUAGCGCUCUCAACAGACAGAGGGAACAGCAAAGGAUUGAAAGAGAAAAUUUGGCUUUAUUGAAAAGGCUUGAAGCUGUGAAGCCAACAGUGGGUAUGAAACGCUCAGAACAGCUGAUGGACUAUCAUCGCAAUAUGGGUUAUCUCAGCUCAUCGCCAUCCUCAAGACAAGUGAGAUCAACUCUUGGCCAGUAUAGCCCACUAAGAGGCGCGUCCAGGACAUCCAGUGCUACCAGUGGUCUCAGUUGUAAAAGUGAGCGACCAGUUUUUGACACAUCCAGUGGCCUGUUGCUAAGACCUAAGCCCCCUAAUGUCCGUACAGCUUGGUUAUAAAAGCUCUUUUUACUGUAAACAUUGUUCAUCCAAUGCUUAUUGAAGUGCUCUUGUAUAUUACUAUAAUUCUCUGUAAACAUCUAUAAUACUGUGUUAAGCAAUUUAAGGUGUACAACAGCAAGUUGUAAUUUAUUGUAAUUCAAUGCAAAAUUGUUUUCCAAAAGACAAUGUAAUGUAAAAUCAGUGUUUCCUAUGAGGAUGUACUUAUAUAAGAUGUAUAUGUAUUUAAUAGAGAAAUGGUUGUAUGCGUGUAUACUUUCUCAACAUAGAAAUGGAUUCAGCUGUCACGCUGACAGAAUACUUGUGAUUGUAUAACUGCACAUUGGACCCAAGAUGUUAAUUAGUUGUUGUUUGAUGCUUUUUUUCAUUUCUUACAAGAUUUAAACCAUGAGCAUAGCUGACUUUGUUUUCUGUUUGCUUCAGAACUUAGGUGGUGUGACUCUUAACUUGUGAGACAGUUAUGCUUUCUUCUUAUGAAACAAAUCUUGAAUGUGUUUUUAGUGGUGGAGCUGAUUUAGACUUGAUGAGCAGAUUGAGAGAAGCUUGUGCUGGGGCAGUCCUUGUGCACCAGAGGUAUCUGCUGCCUGUGCUAUCUGUAGAAGUGUGCUGAGUUAGAUCUUAAAAAUUUGAUCAACCAUUCCAAACCUUUUCAAACUGAGUAUUAGAAAGUUCAACUUAGAAGCUCCUUGUUCGUGUUUUUAUACAUUCAGGUAAAGUAUAUUAAUGAUUUUGGGAAAUGAGGUUGGCUUUAGAGCUGCAGUCUACUGCAUUGUGAAUAGUUUGUCCAAGGACCAGAUCAUCAUAAGCAAAAACAAGUAUUUGUUGAAUCAGCAAAAUAGCACCACCAGUUUGAAGAGCCAAGAAGCAGAUGCUGAAUUGUGUCAGAACAGUGUUUUAAGUGAUGCUGUUAACAAGUUGUGUUAUAUUUAGUAUUUAUUGUAUUAAGAGAGAAGAUAAAUAAGAAAGAAAUGCAUUGUCUCACAGCCUUAGAAAUUCUAGCUAGUGUUGUUAAGGGCUG